This is a messenger RNA of Ictalurus furcatus (blue catfish), 3579 nucleotides long. RefSeq names its product membrane-associated ring finger (C3HC4) 9 (gene marchf9). The transcript is spliced from 4 exons. NCBI's taxonomy places the organism in Eukaryota, Metazoa, Chordata, Actinopteri, Siluriformes, Ictaluridae. Gene Ontology annotation, biological process: protein ubiquitination. The record is from RefSeq and is a predicted model, not a curated record. The coding region runs from base 2566 to 3579 and encodes 337 amino acids. Gene Ontology annotation, molecular function: ubiquitin-protein transferase activity; zinc ion binding.
GAAAUACAAGCCAAUCGAUAUAUCAAGCAGAGAACAAUAGUGUGAACCAGUGAUCCUAGAGAGAACUAGUGCAACCAGUCAAGAUUUAUAAUUGAGUUCUAGAAAAGCAAAGUGCACAGAGUAGGUGUAUUUUUGUUUUUUGUUUUUUUUUAGGAUAAUGUGGGGUUGGCAUUUUAGGGGUUAGUUAGGUGUUUGUGGAAGAGGUGGGUCUUUAGCUGUUUUUUGAAGUUAGUGACAGGUUCUGCGGUCCGGAUUGGGGUUGGAGGUUGGAAGUUGAACCACUGAGGGACAGUUAGUGUGAAGGUUCUCAUUGUUCAUGCACUAACCGAACUAUCAUUGAAUCAGUGUUGAAAUGUGAAAUUUAACAUUGAUUUUUAAUCAGGUUUGCACCCUGAAAUAAUGUCAUUUCAGUGACGAUAGGCCAAGAUGGAAAUAAAUUCAAUAUUUGUUCAAGUGGAGGGAAGGGUCAUGAUGUCACAAAAUGAGCAGGAUUCAUCCUCUGAGGAGCAUGAAUAUGCCCACUAAAUUUCACAGAAAUGCACCCAACUGAUUUGCGUUGUGUUGAAUGAGGGAACGGACAAGUUGACAUUAAAUCUAAGCCCCACCAGUGGGGAAAUGAAGCUGACCAAAAAAUCAACAUUGAUUCACUGUUUGUCUUUUCAACACUGAAAAGCAAUGAAUUAUCAAAAUUGAUUCAAUAUUAUUCAGCAUUGAAUAUUCAACCUCAACUAAAAUGAUGAUUCUGAUGGAAUGUCCAUAUGGAAAAUGGAUGGAUGGAAAAUGGAUUGAAAAUGGAUGGACGGAUGGAAAUUGUACCUGAGACGACUGAUGGGUUUUUUUUAAGCAAAGAUUGUGCCUAAUCCUUUUUUUUUUUUUUUUUUUACAUAGUACUGUAUAUAAUCAAAACCUUGAGGAAGCAAGAAAGCUUAGAAAACGUGGACAUUCAAAAGGUGCCAAUAAAUCUGAAAUUCAUCCUUCACUGUAUCCAUGUUUCCAGGAGAAAUAUAUUAAACGCAGGCUUCCAAAGACACCGCAAGGAAAGGUACAGUUUAGCCCACUUCCUUUCCUCUCUGAGUGCAUUGUCGGGAAUAAAACAAUGGCGCCUACACCCUACAUAGUGCACUACUUAUCUAAAAAUCGUUUGGAACUCUGUCUCUCCCGCAGAAGGUCAUAUUUCCCGCGUCUCAUUAGUAUCACGUGACCAGCGCGUCACGCAGAGGGAUCAGCACCUCGGACAGCGGCGCCUGUCAAAAAAAAAAAAAAAAAAAACCCCGCACCGAAAUCAGUGCAAUUCCGCUUUAAGCUCUCCUCCUCCGAGUGGACCCGAAACUAAAAUGUGUGUAAAUGAGUAUAUGUGAUCUGUUCUGCUGCCAGCACGCCGUGUACCCGAGGACUGCUCUGAGUCAUUUUGGCAAGACGUCCAUUUUCAAGGAGGGGGGAAAAAGGGAGCAGUGAAAGGCUGCCAUGAUUUUAUUCCCAGCGACUUCGGACGCGUAAAAGCUCCCAUCACCGCGUGGAGGAGGAAACACCGCGAUUCAGCAGACAGUGCGGGUUUUAUGGGGUUCUUUCCCCCGUCUUUAAAUUUUUUUUUGUUUUUUGUUUUUUGCAUCCCUCUUUCUUUGAACGACGCACGAGCUCGACGGGCCGCUUUAAGGGCGGGAUGGUGAUGGACAACAAAACAGGGACGAGUUGCUGGGAUUUUUUGUAACGUGCUUGGGGCCUUGCGACGUUUUUUUUUUGGUUUGUUUGGGUUUUUUUUUUUAAUCUUGUUUUAGUUUUUGUUGUUAUUGUUGUUGUUUUUUGUUUUUUUUUAAUAAACAUGCCAGCUCGAGGCAUCCUGAGUCCGGGGCUGGUCGGAUGGGAGGUGGCGUCAAAACAUGUCCACACACAUCGAUGAGAAAAUGGCCAGGAAUCAAGCAGAAGGAUUCGUCAUGAUCAAAUAACGGCGAUGAACCAUAAAAAGAGACGUGUAUGACACUCAUCAUCCUGGGGUUUUUUAUUUAGCACUGUUCUGAGUAAUGACAUGAAUGUGGGACCCCGACAUGACUGUUUGAAAAUCUGUUUUGCAUUUGUUUACCUUUUCCUUCAUUUUUUGAUAGCUGGAUAUCACCCACCUCCCAAUUUUUUAAAAUCCGGACCAAUGCACUGAUUUUUUUUUGGUGUUGUUGUUGCUCCAAUAAGACGGGACAGAGGUUUGAAGAGACUCUCGGGUCGCUGUUGUGGUUUGAGGCGGCGACGCGCCUGCUGUUAUUUAAACAUAAACAUUUUAAAGAGCGCGUCGGUCUCUCCGGGCCGGAAGAGCUCUCAUCCGCACUAACAUGCCAUCAGACAGCAAAUAAAAAGCAUUGUAGUCUAUCUCGGGCCGUUUCUGGAUGACUGCUGUGAUACUACAACCUUAUAGUUUAUUCCCUGAGUAACAAGUAACGAUAACAGGCCUGCGGGUCUUCUAGAUAUCACAAGUAUCACCAAUAAUAAUAAUAAUAAUAAUAAUAAUAAUAAAUGCCAAUACAAUAAUCCGCGCGUUCCUUUUCACUUCUGGCGCACACCACACGCAUGUAGUGAAAGAUGUUCAAGAACCGGAUCCGCAUGUUUUUCAACGAGCUGAAGCUCCUGGUGUUCAUGCGGUCCGGUCCUCGGCAGCCCAGCGUGGACGCAGGCACGAGCAUGCGGGGCCUGGGUGCUAUGGGCGGCUGCGGAUGGCGUGCGUUCUCCCGCUGCACCGGCGACCACGACCACGACGCUGAGGAGUACUACGGCAGCGAUGCGGGCGCGAGGCGGAGCGCGGCGGCGGCGGGACUCGACGAGCGGGACGCACGGAUGAACGCGGACGCCGUGUCCCUGAGCAGCGGGACCCGCACGCCCCAGUGCCGCAUCUGCUUCCAAGGACCUGAGCAGGGAGAGCUGUUGAGUCCGUGCCGGUGUGACGGCUCAGUGCGCUGCACCCAUCAGCCGUGUCUUAUCCGCUGGAUCAGCGAGAGAGGCUCCUGGAGCUGCGAGCUCUGCUACUUCAAAUACCAAGUGUUGGCCAUCAGCACCAAAAAUCCCUUACAGUGGCAGGCCAUCUCUCUGACUGUGAUCGAGAAGGUGCAGAUCGCCGCCAUCAUCCUCGGCUCGCUCUUCCUCAUCGCCAGCAUCUCGUGGCUGGUGUGGUCUUCGCUCAGCCCCUCGGCCAAGUGGCAGCGGCAGGACCUGCUCUUCCAGAUCUGCUACGGCAUGUACGGCUUCAUGGACAUCGUGUGCAUAGGCCUCAUCAUCCAUGAGGGUUCAUCGGUCUACCGGAUCUUUAAGCGCUGGCAAGCAGUCAAUCAACAGUGGAAAGUAUUGAACUAUGAAAAGGCCAAGGACAUGGGGGAGCCGAUUGGUUCGAGCAGUAAGGCGACGGCACGUGGCUCGCGCUCCAAUCCUCACAGCCUGGGCCGUGGCAGCAGGAGGAAUCAGCGCAUUCGGAGGCUCAGGACUAUCCUCAACCACCACUGCGGCUACACCGUCCUGCACAUCCUGAGUCAGAUCAGGCCCAGCGAAGCCCGCCUCGCCUCCAACUCCAACCGCGAGGUGGUCAUGAGGGUCACGACUGUAUGA